Molecule: messenger RNA, 1569 nt
Organism: Puccinia triticina
Lineage: Eukaryota; Fungi; Basidiomycota; Pucciniomycetes; Pucciniales; Pucciniaceae
Exons: 5
Coding region: 1-1569 (522 amino acids)
Biological process (GO): reciprocal meiotic recombination; homologous chromosome pairing at meiosis; protein sumoylation
Cellular component (GO): synaptonemal complex
Molecular function (GO): SUMO transferase activity
Source: RefSeq, a predicted model, not a curated record
AUGUCCUCUUCCCAUCGCCAUCAACCAAUCCCGACGACUAGCCAUGGCACCCAUCCCAGGAGGCCGACCACCGCACCAGGCUCAACAUCCCUGAGGCCGGAGCUCGAGCGGAGGACGCCGUCGAAUACAGAGGAGAAUUGUGACCCAUUCGAGUAUCUGGGCUGUUCCAACUGCACCGAUGACUUCUCUAGCCAUCGGGCCUCGCAAACCUCCUACAAGCCAAGCUCGUUCUGGCUAAUGGAAUGUGGUCAUCUGGCUUGCGCGCCCUGCCUAGGCUACCCGGAUGUCCAAGAACUCGACCCAACCCAACACUAUCGUUGCCCGAUUCCAUCGUGUCGUGGGUUUCGCUCAGCAGUGUAUGAGCUCAAUCGACAGAAGCCAAUCCCUCCGGCAAUCAAGGAAUUCUUCGAGAAUCCCAACUCGAUGACCGAACGAUUGGGCUCAGUCCUAUCCUUCCAAAACCGUCAGAUGAAGAUGAGGAUCGCAAACUUGAAUAAGCUCGUCCACGUCCAGCGGCAAGCGCUGCGCCAACAUCAGGCUAACUCGAACCAGGAGGUGCCCAUCCUCAAGCAGCAGGUCUAUGACCUCAAACACCAGCUACGUGCCCUCAAACACCAGCUCCAACAGCAGCAUGCUCCUAGGCCGGCCCUUCAGCUUCCAAUUCAUCUGGAUCAAUUUGGUCAGCCUUCUAAACCCGUCAAGCGUCGAACUACGCUUGAUCAAAACCAAGGCCGCCAAGCUCAAGGAAUCAUCCCUCGAGCAUCGAGAGCUAGUUCGUUCCACCACCAACAUUUUGACGAGCCUCGCAAUCUGCCGCACGACCCACGGAUCAGUCGCCCACAUACUGCAACAAGCUUCAAUUCGAACCCGACUGUCCAGGUACCCAGGACUAUCAGUCGUGGAGCCAACCAAGACCUCCCACUGGCUAAUAUGAGCCACGAAGACCUGGGAUUUGACCCUGACCGUCGACAAAGAACCGAGAACGAUGCGCAAGAAAGGAGUUUCUUUGCGGGCGAUGACCGACAGGUAUACAACCACCAACUGGGGGCGAUCCCGGAGGAUGAAGACCAAGCAGCAUUCGUCGAAGAUCUGCGUGUUGCAGGGGGGCCGAGCCGACGGGCGCCGAUGAAGGAAAGGAUGGGGGGAGUGGGGAGAUCGGCGAGUGGGAUGCGGGCAGAGCAGCCCGUCCGGAUGCCGCCCGACCCGCGCAGAGCGUAUGGCGCCCGAGUCAGGCCGAUGCCGAUGCCCACGCCCUCCCGGGCAGCCCCGGUGUCGGGCCGACGGCAGGAGACCUUCGCCCAGCCGGCUCGUCCGCCCAACCAAGCCAUGAACAUCCCCGCGAGACGCGACUCUCGAGUCGCAAACAAUUCGCCUCUCGAAGGCUUCGUCUAUCACCACGACCAUCCGCGACCCAAGAACGCCAUCGUCACUCGCCCCGAUCCUCGCCCACCCCGCCCUAACCCUAUGCCCUUCCCUCAAAGGCCCCCGCCCGAACUCAUCGAGCGUGCAACUCCGUCCAAACGCCCUAAUCCUUUCCUCUCCCGUGGCCCCGUCCGUCCUCGAUUUUAG